Messenger RNA from Saccostrea echinata, 1005 nucleotides. Its product is annotated as protein SSUH2 homolog. The transcript has 9 exons. Bases 1 to 990 code for a protein of 329 amino acids. Lineage: Eukaryota; Metazoa; Mollusca; Bivalvia; Ostreida; Ostreidae. The record is from RefSeq and is a predicted model, not a curated record.
AUGGAAGGCAAGGAAGUGGCUUUGACAUCUCCUCUAUAUUCUCCGCAUCCACAAACCGUAGAUCCUGAACUCAUGAACUUCAAAGUCAUUGAUGACCUUGAUGAGGCAGCUUGCAGGCAGGCUCUGCUAGAACAUGCUGCUGAAAGCUGUUGCUAUAACCCAAAUGCAGCCAAAGAAAUGGACAUCAUCCACCAAAAUAAAACUUUUACUGAAACACGAAAAACAGAAUGUAAGAGUAAACCGUAUCCUGGAGGUCGCGUUGAUGGACCGGAGAACAGCUCUUUGCCCUCGCCGUGGGAUGUAUUUUGUGAUGCAGAUAAAAUGUUCCAUAAUCACAUCAAGAAAAUAAAAGUUCCACACACAGAAUCUGUUCAGCCAUGUAAUGGUUGUAUGGCUUUUGGUGAUAUCCCGUGUUCGGAGUGUCAUGGUUCCGGACAGAAGAACUGUACCUGUAGUAUGUGGCGACAUAAUCGGGAAUCCGACAGGCUGUUGGGAACCAAUAUCAAUCAUACCUGUCCAUGGUGUGAAGAUGGGUUCUUAAAAUGCGAUAAAUGUUCCGGUCAUGGUAGAGAAUCGUGUACAGAAUGCAAAGGAUGCAGAAAAGUGAAGACAUACAUCGAGCUAACGGUCAAAUUCACAAAUCACUUGAGUGAUUACGUUUUCCAACAGUCUGCCCUGCCAGAUGACUUGGUGAAAAAUGUAAGCGGCAUGUUGAUGUUUGAGGAAGACUUAGACCAGGUAUACCCAUUAACGGCAUACCCGAUACCCGAGAUUAACAAUAAUUCAAUCAGAAUCGUCAACGAGCAUAAAAAUGCUUUCCCAACUGAAAGAAUAUUUAGACAGAGACAACGUUUGCUCGCGAUUCCUGUCACUGAGGUCCACUUUACUUGGAAAGAUACGCGUUCUUGUUACUGGAUCUAUGGGAUGGAACAAAAAGUGUACGCUCCCGAUUUCCCCAAACAAUGCUAUUGUGGUUGUGUUAUUUUAUGAAAGCACGGAAAAUUU